GGAGAGUCGCCCGCCCAAGAGAAGGCACGUCUUCGACGAGAACGGAGGAACGCAAAGCUCCAGACGGGGGGUGCUGCUCGACUCCAAGCGAUCACCUCUGUCCAGGGAGGUUCGCACCGUGACGUGGAGAAGGACGUACCUGUCAGGCCUACUUCCAGCAUUGGGAAUAAUGCUACGCCUACUGCCUCAGGAACCGCUACGCCAGACCCUGAUGUGAUUGAUAUAUCGUCACAUCACUACACGCCUGCAAGCCAGCCACGUCUUCCCUCACCGUUCGCUUUCGACGGGAACUCGCCCCGUCCCGCUCGCUUCGACCCAGCGGGAACAGAUGGCCAGGACCCAUCCCAAGAUCCAAUGUUUGCCAUGCUUCAGCAGAUGAUGGCCGGCGGUCCAGGUGGACCAGGCCAGAAUCAAGGUCAACCUGGUGCAGCCCCAGACUUGCCGCCUGGCCUCGCCAACAUGUUCCAAGCCAUGCAAGGCGGUGCACCCGCAGAGCCCUCCCCCAGUCAAUCAUCUGCUUGGAUAUGGCGAUUGGUUCACUCCGUACUUUCUCUUGUCCUCGCCAUCUACAUGGUCAUCCAGACGCCUUUCAACGGCUCCAAGCUAGCCCGCACAUCGCCAGUAGCGGAUGACGAUUGGACGCUAGACCAGUCGACCGCGGACGCUUUCAAGCACUUCUUCUACCUCUUCGCCACUUUUGAGGUUGUACUGCAAUCCAGCCGAUAUUUUAUUGAGAAAGGACAGUUGCAGGGUAGUGGUGUGCUUUCUAGCAUAAGUCAGUUUCUACCGGAGCCGUACUCCGGCUACGUCAGGAUUGUCGGAAGGUACAGUGUCAUCUACUCUACGGUCGUGAGCGAUGCUAUGGUUGUCCUAUUCGUUCUAGGCGCAACGAGCUGGUACAAGGGUACUGCU
Molecule: messenger RNA, 912 nt
Organism: Aaosphaeria arxii CBS 175.79
Lineage: Eukaryota; Fungi; Ascomycota; Dothideomycetes; Pleosporales
Exons: 2
Biological process (GO): retrograde vesicle-mediated transport, Golgi to endoplasmic reticulum
Source: RefSeq, a predicted model, not a curated record